This is a messenger RNA of Nerophis lumbriciformis (worm pipefish), 2417 nucleotides long. It is a transcript of the gene llcp, whose product is annotated as treacle ribosome biogenesis factor 1. NCBI's taxonomy places the organism in Eukaryota, Metazoa, Chordata, Actinopteri, Syngnathiformes, Syngnathidae. Gene Ontology annotation, molecular function: protein binding. The record is from RefSeq and is a predicted model, not a curated record.
GACUGAGAAGGAAGUACUUCCGGGGUCAAAAGGGACGCCGCGAACAUGUGUGAAGUCACGGAGUAGCAGAAUCUCUUUUGCGCGUUUGUUUUAAAACCAGGUAAUAAUGAGAGCGAGGGUGCGUUUAUCAUUAACGUUACUGUUGUCAGCUAUGAGAACAUUAUGUCUGUAAAUGCGUGCAAACAAGAGCUUAUCCCGCUCAUUUAUCGCCAUUUGAAGGAGCAUGGUUUCCAAUCCGCUGCUACAGAACUGCUGAGGGACAACACACAGUGUUGUGUGGAAGGAGAUUGGACGUCAUCUGCAUCCUUACAAGAAAUUUACAGUUCCUGGUUAAAGCACUCAAAGAACAGACACUCCAGGUCUAAUGGAGGUGCAUCAAGCCCAGUUUCAGCUAAAGUUGCUUCUAAGGAGGAGAACAAAUCUGCAAAGAAAUUGCAAAAACAGAAAUCUGUUGCACCAAAAAGGAGCAAAAAAGAUGAAAAGGUGUUAGAAAGUGCCAUACCAGCCAAGAAGCAAGAAACGGUGGUGGCUGCUUGUCAAGAUGAUUCUGACUCUGACAGUAGUUUGGACGUAGAGAAAUGGAAGAACAUGCUCCUACAGAUGACAGAGGUUGAUGCAGCCAAGAUAGAUACCAUCAACUCUUUGGACUCUUCUGCACCGAAAAAGAGAGUUAGGAAAUCUCGGGCUAAGCCUAAAACUGACAUGCCUGUUAAAGAGCCAGCUAAAAAGAAGAGCAAGGAGAAAGCAGUGACAAAGAAACAAUCUAAGUCUAGUCUACAAAAGAAGACCUCACCUUUGACCUCCUUGGCUUCCUUGAGCAUGGCACAAAGUCUGAUAUCAUCAGAAGGUGCGACGGCUGCGGCUUCAUCUAUCAAGGAUAAACCUGUGGAGGACGUAGCAAGCUGUAAUAAAAAGAUAGUAGUAGACAAAGUGGGGAAGAGAAAAGAAAUGAAGACUAAGAAAAAGAGAAAGGAGCCUGCUAACGGACUUGAUAUUUUAGAGCCCAUUUUAAAAGACAAGAAAUCCAAGAAGAAGGAGGUAGGUGAUAGCAAGGAAGCUUCUGAUCUUAACUCCAAGGAGAAGAAAGCCCUGAAGAAGAAAAAGAAACUUGACGAAGUGAAAAUCUGUGAGCAGGAAAAUCCACAUGGGACUGGUGAUGACAAGGAGACAAGCAGGAACGCGGAGGUGGCUCCAAGUGUGGACAGUUCAAGUGCUGAUGUGAGGGAAAACAAAUCAAAGAAGAAAAAAGACAAAUCUUCUCCAGAUGAGGAUCCAAUGGCUAAGACUGGAAAAGAGAACGGAAGCACUGAAGAAAGAGGAGAGCCCAACCCGGAAGUCAAGAGGAAGAAGAAAAAGGAGGAAAUAGGUAAUGGUGAGGGGACUUCUCAGCUUUCAGUCAAGAAGAAGAAAUCCCACAAGAAGAAAAGGACAGACGAGGAAAGAAUCUCCGAGCAGGAAACUCCAGAGCGGACUGACGACGACAAGGAGACGGCUUUAAAUGUGGACAGUUCAAGUGCUGAUGUGAGUGGAAAUAAAUCAAAGGAGAAGAAGAAGAAGAGAAAGAGUCAUCAUGUGGAAAAAAAUACUCCGCAGCCAGAUGACCAAACACAGAAGAAACAAGACACAUCUUCUGAUCCAUUGGCUAAAAAUGAAAAAGCGAUUGGAAUCAGUGAAGAAACAGCAGAAGAACCCAACACAGAAGAGCUCACAGUUAAAGUGAAAAAAUCCCACAAGAAGAGAAGGAAAACGGACGAUGUAAGAAUCUCCGAGCAGGAAAAUCCAGAGCGGACUGACGACGACAAGGAGGCAAGCAGGAGCGAGGAGAUGGACAAUCCAAGUGCUGAUGUGAGGGGAAAUAAAUCCAAGAAGAGGAAGAAAAAGAGUCAUCAUGUGGAGGAAAAUCCUCAGCAGACAGAGGACCAAACGGAGAAAAAAAAUGACAAAUAUUUUCCUGAUGAGGAUCCAGUGGAUGAAAAUGAAAAAGAGAACGAAAGCAGUGAAGAAACAGGAGAGCCCAACACAGAAGUCAAGAAGAAGAAGAAGAAAAAACUGUGGUUUAUCGAUACACAGCCUCUGUUGACCCUGUACACGCCACAACUUCCGUCUGUGAAAAAGCAAAAGAAAGGGAAACAGGAUUCAGAAGAGUUCCCAGCAACACCUACAUGGUCACAUGACAAACCCCAGGAGCCAGCCUGACACAUCGCCCAUCCAGAGUCAAGUCACGUGUCAUUUUCCUUUUUAAUGGAACAAGCUAAGUACUCCAGAUGUGGGAUAGUACUGACAAUCUGGAAGAUUAAACACCACCAUUUUAUUGAGAGAAAAAAUAUGAAUAUUUACUUUAGGCACAUAUUGGUCAGUUUUCAACUGCUUUUAUACACGUGAUGUUUACAAAUGUCAUGUUGUUGCACCCCGAGAUU